AGUUUUAAUCGCGGCUCAGUCACACCUUGAGGAGGUUAUACAGCCUUUUCAUCUUCUCUCCGCAUCACCUCAUGGCUUACCCGAGAUAUGGAGGGCCUGCAGCCUUCUGUCCUCCAACGCUUACGCCCCCCGCAGUCAGUGACCCCACGUGGGGAUUUUUCACAUCAGUCGCCAGCCAGGAUGGAGAGGUGGAUGCUGACGAGCUCCAGACCUGUCUGACUCAGUCUGGCUUCACUGGCAGCUAUGCUCCUUUCAGCUUGGACACGUGCAGGAUCAUGAUCUCCAUGCUGGACAAAGACUACUCGGGGAAGAUGGGCUUCAGUGAGUUCAAGGAGCUGUUCACCGCUCUGAACGGCUGGAAGCAGAACUUCACGACCUUUGACCGGGACCGCAGCGGCACUAUAGAGCGACUCGAGAUGACUCAGGCCAUCAACGCCAUGGGAUACCACGUCAGUCCUCGGGUCCUGGACGUCAUGAUGAAGCGCUACAGCAGAGAAGGAAGGAUCUACUUCGACGACUACGUGGCGUGCUGCGUCAAACUGCGAGCGCUCACAGACAACUUCAGACGCAGGGACAUCUUGCAGCACGGACGCGUCUCCUUCCAGUACGAUGAUUUCCUUCUGUGCACGAUGGCCAUCUGAGAGCUGCUUCCGGUGGACACACUGCAGUCCUGAGCCCCUCCUUUAGAGCCCGCCAGAGGACACCUCACUUCAUUCCAAGACAAAGUGGCGUUCUAAUGAAAACAGAAAAUGCAUCGUUUGUCACUGCUGUAAGAGAAGUUUAAAACCACAAAGCUAUGAGAACACCCUCACACACGAAAACACAGAUGUCACUUUUGGUUUCCGACCAUGUUGUCUGAGAUUUUCCACGAUACCUAACAUUUAGAAUUUUUCUUUCAUAAUUCCUUGCACUGUAGCCACUGGUACUUUUAUUAUCACCUUUUGCAUUCCCAAAGAAUCCUUGCAGUCAGGAUGCUCCAGAACAGCUUGGACUAGUUGGAAUGAUUUGAAACUUUUGAUUUUCUCAGACUGUCACAGUUUGCUGAAGGUUAUGGAUAUUUUUAGACAUGCCACUUUUUCUUGAAAUGAAAGCUGUUUUCCCUCCUUGUCACUUGUAUCAUCUCAUCUUAUUAUCAUUUGGGUGACACUUGUGUCAUUCAUGGUCCAAAAAAGAGAAGUUGCUGAUUGAAU
Messenger RNA from Salarias fasciatus (jewelled blenny), 1190 nucleotides. RefSeq names its product grancalcin-like. The record is from RefSeq and is a predicted model, not a curated record. Bases 72 to 641 code for a protein of 189 amino acids. The transcript is spliced from 8 exons. Gene Ontology annotation, molecular function: calcium ion binding. NCBI's taxonomy places the organism in Eukaryota, Metazoa, Chordata, Actinopteri, Blenniiformes, Blenniidae.